CGCCACCAAUAUAAAUAUAUAGGCAUGUAUAUAUAGCGCAUCUCUCUCUGUUCACGGUUCCCCCAAUCACAUCAAGGGGUUGGGGCCAGAAUCUCCUUCCGACCGCCCGUCCAAGUGCCCACAAGUCUUGUUCUUCUGAGAUCACUAUCACUGACCAGUGGCACAACCACACGCCACUCGCCCUAAACUGAGUCAACUCUGUGGCAAAAGCCUCAUUUUUCCGCUCGCUCUCUGCAGUAAACGCUGGCCGAUGCCUCUAGAGGCGUUAUGGUGGCGGAUAUAGCAGAGCCUGUGGCCUCAUUCAAGUCCGUGGGCCUGAGUCGUCGAUCAUUCCCUGAGCGAUGCGUACCAGACACGCUAUACUACAUCUCUCUUUAUUUAUGCGACAAAGAUCGAACAGCGCUCUCAUCUACUUGUCGGUACACCUACCUUGCUCUUCUACAAACUCGAUUCCGCAAGGUCAAGUUUUUUCAUCCUCCACUUCGUGAUGAUAGGAGGGAGGUCGGAGCCAUGCAGCGUCAAGCCAAGCUCGUUCGGAAUUGCACAAUUCAUUUUUAUUACUGGUCAUUUCCCGACGUGUCCCCUCCAAUUCCAUCUCACAUUGAUGCGCUGCCAUCCAUGGUCAAUCUCACGGAACUUACUCUGGACGCCGGAGAAGGGCGCAAUCGUGGCGCGGAGUUCAUCAGAGACAUGUUAAAAAAGCCCCCAAGCUUCAGGCUCAAGUCUUUAACGACCAAUGUCCCGUUCACUCGACGAGCCGUGAAAGGAUUUUUGCUGCUGCACAACGAAACGCUCACAGUAUUGAAGUAUCUCGUUCGAAAGCCCUUGGAACUUCCACCUGAAGCGUUGCCUCACUUGGAAUUACUAGUCAGUUACGAGGAAACCGUCAAUCUCAUUGCGCCAGGGCGAAGCCUUCGCACGCUAUGCCUUGCUGAGGAUGGAUCGCUAGGCAAGGAAGUUUCGGAUGGACACGCCAUGGUUGGGUCUCGAUGCGCUAGGCAUUUUCUGGCGGCCCCGAUGUCACACUAGCUCAGGCUCACCAGCAUUACAUUCGUACAGUACACUUUACAGAACGCACAGGAUAGUCCGCAGGAUCUAUGUAUGCUAUCAUUAUAGUGCCAUUUCUCUAUCUCCGUACUACUAUAGCCACAACGGAUAUUAUCCCCCUAUUCAGAGCUUUGCUCCACCUGAGUCAGCACCGGUGCCGUGACUGGGUGCGCUAGUAGAGUGUAAUGCCACUUCCUCGCAUGGUGUUAGCUCGCUCUUAUGGGACGACUUGAGACAUAUGCUUCUAUCUGAUUGCACGCGCAGAACGGUGUUGAAUUUAGGUGGCCGUGUGCCCACUCGCCUGCCCAAUAGCUCCUUUUGGUUUCUUGCCUGAUUCCCUGGCGUCACAAUCCCAAUCUUCGUUUCUCUGGUACCUGGAAAUAGCCGCGAAUAUAUCUUAG
Messenger RNA from Cantharellus anzutake, 1448 nucleotides. RefSeq lists its product as uncharacterized. Bases 268 to 1029 code for a protein of 253 amino acids. NCBI's taxonomy places the organism in Eukaryota, Fungi, Basidiomycota, Agaricomycetes, Cantharellales, Hydnaceae. The record is from RefSeq and is a predicted model, not a curated record. The transcript is spliced from 2 exons.